AUCGCAUUGGUAUUCGCGUCUCUUCUCAACGGCCUUUGCGUACCUUUUAACCUAACCACACAAAACUUCAACAACCAAUCUCUCUCUUCCAUAUAAACCCCUCUUUCUCUCUCCCCCUUUCACUUCACACCAACCACCACUCUCUCCGCUCAAAUUUCCCUCUUCACUUCUUCUCUAUCAAUAUGAGUUCCAACAUCUGUAGAUCUGCUUCUAGAGCCGCCAGGUCCAUCCUCGCCGCUUCCCGGACCUCUCGCUCUUAUUCCGCUGGUGGAAGAGUCGUAGGUUCCGCUGCUGCAGUGACGCUAAGGGAAAAGUCCUCUUCUCUUGCUUCAAUCUAUGAAAAUGCCGGUUCAGCAUACGCAUCUAGAGGAUGGAUUUCAGGAUUGCUUGCCCUUCCUGCCGCAGCUUACAUGCUCCAGGAGCAGGAAGCACAUGCUGCAGAGUUCGAGCGCACCUUUAUAGCCAUCAAGCCAGAUGGCGUACAGAGAGGGCUGAUAGCAGAAAUCAUAUCCCGUUUUGAGAGGAAAGGAUUUAAACUUGUAGGCAUUAAAGUUAUUAUUCCUUCAAAGGAAUUUGCUCAGAGGCAUUAUCAUGAUCUGAAGGAAAGACCCUUCUUUAAUGGCCUCUGUGAAUUUCUUAGCUCUGGCCCCGUCAUCGCAAUGGUUUGGGAAGGUGAGGGAGUGAUCAGAUAUGGACGAAAACUUAUUGGAGCAACAGAUCCACAGAAAUCUGAGCCCGGAACCAUUAGAGGAGAUCUAGCUGUUAUUGUUGGCAGGAACAUCAUCCAUGGAAGCGAUGGACCAGAGACUGCGGUAGAUGAGAUCAAGUUGUGGUUCAAACCAGAGGAAUUGGUUAGCUACACAAGCAACUCAGAGAAAUGGGUGUAUGGAGACUGAUGAGUUUUCCUUUCCCUCUCUUUUUUGUUAAACUUCUUUCUGCUUUAACUCGAGGUAGACAACAGCACCCGUGAAGAGCGGCGGGUAUUUUCAGAAUUCUGCGAAUAAAAUAUGUCCUGUGCUGAGACGAGGCUAUGGGCUCAUCCAUCCAUAGUGCGAAAAAACAAACAGUUUUUGAGAGUCUUACUUAUGACAAACAGUUGGUACAACUUCGUUUCUGAGAUAAUAAGCAGAUCUUGAUUCCUUCUUUAUUACAA
Cucurbita pepo subsp. pepo (vegetable marrow) is the source of this 1153-nucleotide messenger RNA. RefSeq names its product nucleoside diphosphate kinase 3. Gene Ontology annotation, biological process: UTP biosynthetic process; GTP biosynthetic process; CTP biosynthetic process. Lineage: Eukaryota; Viridiplantae; Streptophyta; Magnoliopsida; Cucurbitales; Cucurbitaceae. Gene Ontology annotation, molecular function: nucleoside diphosphate kinase activity. The record is from RefSeq and is a predicted model, not a curated record.